This is a messenger RNA of Exophiala dermatitidis NIH/UT8656, 2785 nucleotides long. RefSeq lists its product as uncharacterized. Bases 809 to 2515 code for a protein of 568 amino acids. Lineage: Eukaryota; Fungi; Ascomycota; Eurotiomycetes; Chaetothyriales; Herpotrichiellaceae. Gene Ontology annotation, biological process: negative regulation of rDNA heterochromatin formation; negative regulation of silent mating-type cassette heterochromatin formation. The transcript has 4 exons. The record is from RefSeq and is a predicted model, not a curated record. Gene Ontology annotation, cellular component: Rpd3L-Expanded complex; Rpd3L complex.
GCGCAAUGCUACCAAUGGUUUUACUGAACAACGAUCAAGGCAACUGCGCUCAUGCUUCCUGAUAUAUCCUUUGAACACUGAUAUUGACAUAUCCUCCCAACAGUACCUAGAUACGGUACCAAUGGCCACUGAACAGUCAUGGCAUUUGGCAGGGUCUGCGAGUUGGAGAAACAUCGGCCUCGGAGGGGAACCAACACUGACCAACCGACUGAUAGCUGCCUUUGACUUAUCCUGCAAUGCCAUUGGUUUCAUCUCUCUUCCAGGCCCGCCUAUCCAUUGCAAUAUCCAAUAGCAAUUUGGGCCGCUGGCUCCAGCCGGCGUCGGCCAUUAAAGUCACUCUGCGCGCAAUGCUAGUACGACGUACCACAGGCACAGAAGUGCUAGGGCAGUGUGUUGCAGUCAAGUUCACUGGCCGUCACCGCAGCGCAGUCUGGCCGUUGCUUGGAGGAGGCAGAAAGCACACACUCUCUCUCCUCCUCCUGCUCUUCUUCAAGUUGCUUGUUGCUCACGGUCUGCUGUUAUUUUCUUACAUCUUCAUGCCCAGAAAUGUGAUUCUGCUAUUUCCCAACUGCUGGCAACCUGCUCUUUUGCUUUGCUAACCCGGCCGAUCUGUUUUCCCACCACUGUUUCCUGGUCCACCCGCCUCGUCACAGCCGACUGCGAAUUUCCCUCGCCGCCCUCACAACCAGGCCUUACACCGCACCACCAACCGUUUCUACUGACGAGAAAUACUCCCGGAUGAUUCUUCCACGGUCUUGGGCACCUCUCGAGCUCUGAGAUUCCAGACCUCGUCUUUUCCCGCCCGAAGAUGAGUCCUCGACGCUCGUCCCGCGCCCGCUCCUCCCAGCUACCUCCUGCCGCCCUCAAUCACACCAAUUCUACCAUGUCCAGUGCCUCAAAAACCGAUCGUGACCCGCCGGCAAGCCAUCGACCGGCCUCCCAAAGAAGACCAUCCACACAAAGAUCCGAAUCCAUCGAUGGCGCAGACUCGGCUUCUCGUUCGGAGCUGCUUGCGCCGCGUCGUAGCAGACGCAACGGCGCUGAAAAGGAACCUACAGUCAAGCAGCAGCGGGAUGACCACGAAGAAGGAGGCGUCGAAGCCGACACCAAUGAAGAAGAGGUGACUCGUUGUAUCUGCGGACAAGCUGAGUACCCGGGCCCCUCGGCCAGCAUCCGCCAGCAGCAACCCAACGCUGCCGCCCUGACCGAUGAAACUGGCAAUUUUUUCGUCCAGUGCGACAAGUGCGGGGUUUGGCAACACGGCGGCUGUAUGGGUCUGCUGGAUGAGUCGAUGCUGCCAGAUGAAUAUUACUGCGAACUGUGCAAGCCUGAAUACCAUAAGGUGACAAAGUCAGCUAAUGGUCCGAAAUCCUCCCGCUACCUGCCGGUCCUUGGAAACCCCUCUGGACGAUCCUCGCCCUUGUCUUCCACCGCGGAGGCGCCCCGCAAGAAGGAUGCCAAGAACAAACUCAGCGAAGCUACCAAGAGACGAGCUACAAUGAACAGCCGGGGAGCAUACGACGAAGACGAGAUGUUACGCCGGGCCAUUGAAGAAAGCAGCAAAGAGAUAGGGUCUCUGGGCAAGCGUACACGCGACGAGUCAGAAGAUCACAAAGCCAACAACAAACGGCAACGCACAGGGUCCAAUUCGUCUUCAACCGUAUCCAAGCACAGUGAAUCGCCGGACCCACCUGGGCAGGAUGCCUCGAACAAAACAAACGGCACAGGCAGGAUCGCUUCACAAAAGCUUAGAGGCGCAGCCGCCCGCAACAACCGCGAAAAGGAGAUGCAGGACAAACAAAAAGAACAACAAGCAUUGCGACGUGCCGAGGCUGCAAACAAACGAAACGCUCGGUCAGAACGCAGAAGAGGAGAAGAUUCACCACCUCCUACCCCUAGCCUUUCUCCAUCCAAAAUGGCCCAGGUCAACGGCAAAUUGAAAGCCGACACCCCUCCUUCGGGCAGAUCAAAUAACAAUCGUCGGACGGGACGGCCGGCGGCGAGGCGAGGAAGACUGGGAAGAAAUCAGUACACGCGAGAUCAUGGAGAUGAGGGUACACCUGCAAGAGAUGGCUCUCACGACAUCAACGGUGGAUCACCAUCAGGGGCGAACGGAAUUCAUGGGGAGAGUGGACGAAGCUCCAAAGCAAAGACCCAUCCCGCCCGAACGAGCCUGAAUGAGAUGAAGAGACGCGUUGCAGCAAUUUUGGAAUUCGUCGGCCAUAUGCAGACCGAAACUGCGUCGCAUCCACACUCGCACCAUUCCAACGGAAAUGGAAGCGCCUCAAGUUCCAAGAGUACAGGUACACCUAUCGGCGUCAAGACAUCGACACAUUUGCCCACCUCGAGUUUGGUCCGAGCGGUGGAAGCUGGACUGCAUGAGGCACAGGGUGACGGCGCAAUUGGCGUUAUCGAUGACAAGGAUUUCGGAACCAUGGACAGCGGCGAAAUGAUGGAAACACUGACCAAGGAAUUGGUGCAUUGGCAGACGGUCUAUGGAGUUUACUCCAGAUGAUCAAGCGACUGGAUCACAACACAACUGAUGGGAUGAUUACACGAUUGAGAGUUAAUGAGCACUGCACCGGCAUUGAUGGGAAUGGCUUGAUGGGAUCGGAUGCAUGAGGGACAGCGACCGCCAGGGGAAAGGCGUUUGAACGCGACAUUGGUAUUUGCUGAUGGUGCAUUAUUUGCGAGGCUGCGAUAUGGAUACCUGGGAACUAAGUAUCUCUUAAUUUAGCUACGAUGACUUGCUGGACUGUUCCUGAAAAUUGAUGGAUGCUAUCGG